AUUUGAGACUUUAUAAUAUUAAAGGAGAUGAUAAAAUCUAUAAAAGUAUAACAUAUGUUCUAGAAGUUUUACAAGGUCAACAAUUUACUUCAGAAGUGGAUAUCUAUGGUUUUGGUAUUAUCACAACAGAAAUAACUAUUGGAAAAAGGGCUUUCGAUAGAAAAUGCCCUGAAAUUGCUUCUGAAAUGCCUCAUUGUUAUAUUGAAUUAGCCAAAUGA
Racocetra fulgida is the source of this 218-nucleotide messenger RNA. NCBI's taxonomy places the organism in Eukaryota, Fungi, Glomeromycota, Glomeromycetes, Diversisporales, Gigasporaceae. The record is from the annotation of a GenBank genome assembly.